UAUGAAUAAAAAAAUCAGAAAAAACCCUAACUCUCUAUCUCUCUUCUCUCUCCUCUCCCUUCCUCUCCCUCGCUGUUCUCUCUUCUCUGUCUUUCUCUCUCGUCGCCUUCGACGGAGUGUUGUGCGAGCGAGUGGCGACGGGAUUUGCGCGUCGUCGUGUGCGAAGUGGUGGUGUGUUCGAGGGUGCGAAGUGCUGCGACGAGGCGAACGAACGAAAGUGUGUGCGAGCGAUUCGCGCGACGAAGGCUAGGCGAGCGGUUCGCGCGACGAGGUGGUGCGAACGUGUGUGGUUUGUGCGAGGGUGCGAAGGCUUGUGCGAGGCUGGUGGUGGGAGAAACGUGCGAAGGUGUUGGGCGAGCGAACAAAGUGUUCGACGGUUCGAAGGGGGUGUAAAGUGUUGUGCAACGAGGGUGCGCGAGGCUUGCUGCUGCUGUUGUGUUGGCGUACGCGUGCUGUGCGAGGCUGUGCGACGAGCGACGCGGGCUGCGGCUCGAGUGCAGUGCGACGAGGGUGGUGCGUCGGUGCCGGAAGUCGAAUGCCGGUGAUUUUCGCCGGCAAGUUUAGCGUUGCGCACGCCAUUUCCUCUUUCUCUCUCUCCUCUCACCGGUUGGAGUGUUGAACUUGAAGAGGUUCAAGAAGAUUUCAGAUCAGAUUAGAGGCAGAAACAUGACGAAGAAGGGUCAGGAAAAAUCCAUUGAAACAAAUGCAGAUUUCUUGCCGUUAGAAGGCGGUCCGGCUCGUAAGCUGCCUAAGGGAGAUGUUUCACAUGACAAAGCGACGGUGCUGUACGUUGGUAGGAUUCCACACGGGUUCUACGAGGAUGAAAUGGAAGGUUUCUUUCAACAAUUUGGGACCAUUAAGAGGUUGAAGAUUGCUCGAAACAGGAAGACUGGAAAAGCUAAGCAUUACGGUUUCAUUGAAUUCGAGUAUCCAGAGGUUGCAAAAAUAGUUGCUGACUGUAUGCAUAAUUACCUGUUGCUUGAGCACAUGCUGCAAGUACAGUUGAUUCCUGCAGAGCGUGUACAUCCUAAAUUAUGGAAAGGUGUAAAUCGUAGGCAGAAAGUGCCGGUUGACUUUGUUCAAAUAGAGAGGCUGAAGCAUAAUAAGGAUAGAUCACUGGAGGAGCAAAGGAAAAUGCUGAAAUCAAUUCUGAAGCGGGACAAAAAACGAAGAAGUAAAAUUCAAGCUGCUGGAAUUGAUUACGAAUGUCCUGAAAUUGAGGGUGCUAACCAGCCUGUGCCAAAGAAGAUCAGGUUUGAUGAUAGCUAGUCAUUUCAAAUCAUACAGUUUUAUCUUGUAAGCGGGUAAACGGAUGGCAGAGAAAUGAAUACCGAUGAAGUUAGCGUCAAAGAUUGGAAGCAUUCUGGUGUUACUAAGGAUGAGAAACAUUUUGAAACAGUCAAAAAUGUAUUAGCAGCUUAUUCUAGCCAAUAUUCGCACACCUGUAGUAAUGACAAGUGGGGUUUAUCGAUAGUUUCUGUUGUAGGCUUAAUUUAUGCUACCAUAGCUUACGUAUUUUUGUUUCUUUUCUAUGCAAAAUUAUGGGUUUUGUUUCA
This is a messenger RNA of Beta vulgaris subsp. vulgaris (sugar beet), 1556 nucleotides long. RefSeq lists its product as uncharacterized. The coding region runs from base 667 to 1269 and encodes 200 amino acids. Gene Ontology annotation, biological process: maturation of LSU-rRNA from tricistronic rRNA transcript (SSU-rRNA, 5.8S rRNA, LSU-rRNA). Lineage: Eukaryota; Viridiplantae; Streptophyta; Magnoliopsida; Caryophyllales; Amaranthaceae. The record is from RefSeq and is a predicted model, not a curated record. Gene Ontology annotation, cellular component: nucleolus. Gene Ontology annotation, molecular function: RNA binding. The transcript is spliced from 11 exons.